AUGGGAGUGAAUCCACUUGUCCUUGUCGGCACAGCAGUUCUGGGCAUUGGCGUGCUCCUCCACAUCGUUGGCAUGGCCACGCCCGUAUGGUCCGUGUCCAUUGUUAGUGACGACUAUAGCGUAGGGCCUUUCAAGUCCUGCCUUUUAACAAUGCUCGGGCAAAAAUGCAGUACCAACGAAAAUGUACCUUCCGAAUACAAAGCUGUUCAGGCCAUGACCAUCAUCGGAGUUCUGUUUGGCGGAGUGGCGUUGGCGGUGUCGGUCCUGAUCUUUGUUUUUUCGCUCAUGGGCAAGAGUCAGCACAAGAUGAUGCCUUUGUUGGCUGUGGGUGCUAGCUUCGGAUCUUUUUUUUUCAUCCUUCUCGGCGUGAUCAUCUGGGGUGCUGCUAUCCAUGACGACAUCAGCAAGGCUUUUGACAUUGGCUACUCCUUCAUUCUCAGCAUUGUCGGUGGCGUGUUGGUAGUUGUGGGAGGACUGAUGGUCUUCAUCGGAGGCCGGGGCAGCGUGUCUUCCUAAUUCAGUCGACGAAAUCGGAAACUAACACUAUAGAUCGAAAAAAUGUUGGGGCGCAAAUCGAUAAAGUGUCCUCAUUUGUAGUUACAUUUUUAUACUUAACUAUGCGUUUUAAUAUCUGGCCCCUCAGUGCACACUAUCAAUAAAGAGGAGCGGAAAUCCGUUUUGUGCAGAAAACAUGGCAUUAGACACACACACUAAAAGCAUAUAAUUUCCAAAAGAGAGAAAGGCAUAGAUCUUCGGGAUUUUUUGGUGCUUGAAAAGAUGAGAUAGAAGUAGCCUGCAGUUGCAAUUUGUAUUAAAAAAACAACUAAAUUAAGCCUAGCUAAACACAAAAAAGCCAGCUACUUCAGUACACAUAUUACCGCGCGUUCAUAUGACCUUAGCAGUUGCGAGCGCCGUAAAACCCUAUACUACAUACAUACACAUAUUACCGUGAUGAAAAGGGGUUUUAAGCGACAAUUCCUGCCACUUCACGGUUUUUAUUAACGAGCCUAAGCUGACAAAUAGUAAAAUAUACUUCGCAAUCUGUUGGCUGAUUCUCUUAAUUGGAAGUGCGCUGCCGAAGUUAUAUUUUUGAGAAUUCCAAAUGUUUGAAAAAGUUAAGGCCAACCUCAAAGAGCGUAUUAUAACAAAAUAUCAUACAUUGCGCUGUCCUGGUUUGAUAUGCUUCCACACCGUUUUCACGUUAGUUUUGAUUGUCUUAUGUUUUGUUUGUACUAUGCUACUAAUGUAUGCGUAUUUGUAAUGAAUGUUCUCUUUUGAGCUAUUUCAGUUGGUUGUGUCGUUUGUUCAUUUUUGGGGGUGUUUUUUCGCUGUUAGUUGUGUGGCCUAUCAGCCUCCUCAUAGCCCUUCACUCCAUGUGAUGGCUCUUAGGGAUGAGUAUUGUAUUGGGUCCAUCCAUUCACCCUGAAGCAGCUCUUUCUCAACCCUUUGCAGGAUUUAAUAAGAUAAGAUAAGAUAAUACUUUAUUAUCCAAGAGGGAAAUGUUUCUUGGCUGUACAUGACCGCAAAAACAAAUGCAGUUAUACAUAAAAGUUAAAUUAGAUAUAACUCGCAUUAAAAUUCAAUAUAAAAAGAUAUUAGAGUUAUGUUUUAUAUGUACAGACACGUCAAAGUACUUCUUUUGGAAUACGUACAGUGCCUUGUGUGUAGAAAAAAAUGUGGCUAACUUAAUUGCAAACAAUGAAAGACAACACAGAGAGUAAGAAGGAGCCAAGGAGUUAGCAGAAGAAAUGCUGCAGAGAGAGCCAGGAGCUCAGAUGAGGGGGCAAAGGAGGUGAGGAGGUGGGGGCAGAAAAAGGAGACGAAAGCAGACGACAGAAAAUUGCUAGAGAGCCAGAAAAGAGGUGAAAGGAGAUAAUUUUAGAGAAGAAAAUGUUUCCGUCGCUACCCGGAUUCAAACCCGGGACCUUUGAAUGAGAGGUGAACACCUUAACCUUUAGGCCACGAGAGCCACUACAUGAAAGGUGAAUGAGUAACGAAACACACAGACAGACGAGCAAAUAAAAGUACGGGCUGACAGAAAAGAGUGCAAAGGAGGAGCAAGCAUUCACAUUGAAAAACGAAACCACCCAUAAGCUUAAUCUACAAUCCUUGAUAUAAUUAUCAUAAUCAUACAUUAUUAUGCAUAUUAUGUGCGAGUGAGUACACUUUUAUGUUAUGAUAUAUUUUACUUCUUGCUGUUCCAGAAGUUUUUCUUUAAUUGCAUUUAACCGUUUCAUAGCUUGUUUUUUUCUAUAUUCUGUUCCUGCCCUAAGAUUAUAUUUUACUUUGUUCCCAGAAUGCUUAUUUCAUUCAUUGCUAUGUAUAUUUUACAAAUAAAAUAUCUAUUACUGCUUUAUAAA
Molecule: messenger RNA, 2360 nt
Organism: Aplysia californica (California sea hare)
Lineage: Eukaryota; Metazoa; Mollusca; Gastropoda; Aplysiida; Aplysiidae
Cellular component (GO): membrane
Source: RefSeq, a predicted model, not a curated record